AUUCUUCAUUGAGUGAGCAGUCACAAGAUAUUUUGACGCGAAUGAAAAUGGUUCUUGUCACAGGAAUCGUUCAUAGGAGCAUAGGGACAUAAGUGCUGAUUUUUUUAACUAAACACUUCUAAUGUUUAGGUUGACAGUUUCGCCGCUCCAUAGAAAUAUCCCGGUCGUUAUGAUUGCAACCAGUCAGCACUCGCUGAUGUGGAUCCUGCGCCACCCUCCGCCCGUAAUUUGCUUUUCUGUGUUAAAGUCCCGAAGAUUUUAAUUCCUCCGGUUAACACUGAGUUAUCAUUUAAGCACAACGAACAAGUCAUACCUGAUUUUUGUAACAACCUGUGAUCGCUACCUCUCGCUACUUAAAUAAGAUUUGCCUUCAACUCUAUUGGAAUUAGAUCAGUGUGAAAGAUUCAUCAGUGCAGGUAUACAUUUUAAACCUCAUUUCUAACAAUCACAAAGUAAUUGAUUUUUUUCAAGGAAUCUCUCACAGAAACCUCUCAAUUCUUUUAUAGUCAUUUUCAACUAUCGAUUAGCAGUGGAACCAGGUACCGCUGAAACGCUUGCUGCAUAAUUUCUAUUCAUUGUUAUUCGCGCCUAAGAUGAAGGCCUUUCUUUCAUUUAGACCACUUGAGAGGGUGUUAAUAAAACACAUAAAUAUCGCUUAAUGUGUCUAUAAAAAGCUAGGACGGUGUGAUGCCUGUGCUGUGCAUUGCUUUAUGAAUUUGUGCCCUGUUGAAUCUGAAUGUGCAUCAGUGAUUACAAUGCUGCAGUUUGCUUUGUGGAACUGAAAUACCAAAAGAUUUUAAAGACAUCAAUGUAUCUUUGGCCAUGUUCUCGGGGUUGCUCCUUUUUCUCUGAAUUUAGUAAUCUGCACUCUCUAAGGGCUGCAGCGACAUCCUGGUGCUGCCUACAAUACUGACCAAGCCCAAAGUGCCUUCGAAUGAACCAGCAGUCGCCUGUGGUGUGCUGUGUGUUUUCCACAGGUGUAAAGUUAAUGAUGUGCCCAGUGAAUAGAACAGCAUCCUGUGUAUUCAGCAUUGAUCUCCGACAGCAGGAUUGGAAACCAGGCAACAAUAGUAGCCUUGAUGUUUGGGCAGGAGAGGAGCAAACUAGCGAUCGUGGCCAUCUCCGCAAGUGGAGGCCGCUGACGCUGAGAAAUUUCAAUUCAAAACUCCGAGACUUCGAAAGACUUUCAGAGAAAAGGGAAGCUUCAAUUAUUAAAACAUGAUUGGCGUUCGUCUGGACACGACCCCCUCCCCCCAAAAAACUUGGUCAAGAAACAAAUAAUUGUUUAAUUCCAACACGUGCCGAGGCGAAGAAGUCCAUCCCACUAAUAUUCCCCCCGCCCCCCCAUAGUGCUGACCAACAUCUGGGAAGUGUGGCACCGCCUUAGGAAGGACUUGGAUGAUAUUGGGAUCAUAACUGUGGUCUCGAAAGACCGAGCAUCAUGGGCGAGAAUGGCUAACACUGUUUGGCAGCUGCGACACGGUAACAAGUAGUCCAAGAAUCUAUGAUUGGGGAUUUUAUUCGCUGCCUGCUGCAAUCAACAUCUGACGGUGCACACGAUUUUUGAACAAAAGAGCAAACUGUGGCAAAUCAGAUGUGAAACAUUUCUGCCAAACAGUGCAAAGCACCUCACCAGGGCGAGAGGCACUUUGUCAUUAACUCUGAGCUUGCUCUUUGAAAGAGAGCCUGCUGGAAGGAAUAAGAAGGAAGGACACUGGCACUUUCCGUUGACUCCGGGCCAGUCUAAGUGUCAGUGUCAAAGGCGGCCUGAGUCCUGGACGUGCAGACAUCACGGUUUGAAUGUUGAGGCGGUCGGAUUUCAGAUGGAGAAUCCCAGCCGCUGGGGUAGACAGCGUGUCAAACUGAACUUUUAAUGCGGCUCAGUCCCGAAUGACGCCUUCAGCGAUCUGCAUAUCGCACCGCUUCUCGAUUUGUUAUAACUGCAGAGGAAAGAUCUUGAAUUUGGAAUGAAGUGGCCUGAGACCAUCCGGAGCAGGUUUUCAAUCAAAAUGCAAUACUUGAAAUAUGCAAUAAAUACAGAAGAUGCGGGAAACAAACAGCAGACCCAUCAAAAUAUUUAAAGGAAACUAUUAUUUCAGGCGCAGCUAUUUCUCCGAACAAUUGGGAUGAGGCCUCAUCAGUGCUAAUUACACAGCAGAGUGAAAUGAUGGCAAACUCAACAGAGGCAAAUGAAUCUCUCAGCAACGUAACAGGCUUGUUUGACCCUGAAAGAGGGAGUUCUUACAAAAUGGUUGAAGUGAUCUUCAUUGUGAUUGUGGCAGGAUCUUUAAGUUUGGUGACCAUUAUAGGAAACAUUCUGGUCAUGGUUUCUAUCAAAGUAAACAGACAUUUACAAACUAUUAACAACUACUUUAUUUUCAGCUUAGCCUGUGCUGAUUUGAUUAUUGGUGUAUUCUCUAUGAAUCUAUAUACCAUUUAUAUUGUAAUUGGCUACUGGCCAAUGGGCCCAGUGGUGUGUGAUUUGUGGCUUGCUCUAGAUUAUGUUGUCAGUAAUGCCUCUGUCAUGAAUCUCCUUAUCAUCAGCUUUGACCGCUACUUCUGCGUGACAAAACCCCUUAGCUACCCUGUGAAGAGAACAACUAAGAUGGCAGGGAUGAUGAUCGCAGCUGCUUGGGUGCUGUCAUUUAUCCUGUGGGCUCCUGCCAUUCUCUUCUGGCAGUUCAUCGUAGGGGGGCGAACAGUUAGUGAGGGUGAGUGUUAUGUACAGUUUUUCUCAAAUCCAGCUGUUACUUUUGGCACUGCUAUAGCUGCCUUCUAUCUCCCUGUAAUUAUUAUGACGAUUUUGUACGUGCACAUAUCUCGUGCCAGUAAGAGUCGAAUAAAGAAGAAUAAGAAGGAACCUGAAUCAAGCAAGGGCACUGUUUCUCCCAGUCUAGUGAAGGGCAGAAUAAUGAAACCAAAUAAUAAUAACAUAUCAAAUACUCCUGAUCAGUUGCCGCACAUCAAAAUGCAAAAUGGCAAAAUAACUGGUGACAUAACAAUUGAUAAUUGUGGUCAAGGAGAGGAAAAGGAGCUUUCCAACGAGUCAACUUCCCUCAGUGUGGUCCCAUCAAACCAGAAGGAGGAAGGGGCAAUCCAAGAGAGCUCAAACAUCUCUACUACACAAAGUCGUUUCAGGAUGGACAACUCUAAACUCUCGUGUAUAAAGAUAGUUAGCAAUUCUCAAAAAAGUGACUACUGUGGCACCACAGUAGAAAUAGUACCAGGUAGCAGCAAGAAUGGGAGUGACAGAGAGAUCAGAGCAGCCCAUAAGAUCAUUAAAAUGACCAAGACCCCCGCUAAGAAGAAGAAGGCAGCUGUAACCCGAGAGAAGAAGGUGACUAGGACCAUCCUGGCUAUUCUCCUGGCAUUUAUCAUCACCUGGACUCCAUACAAUGUCAUGGUGCUCAUUAACACCUUCUGUUCAAUCUGUGUCCCCAACACAGUCUGGACUAUUGGAUACUGGCUCUGUUACAUCAACAGUACCAUCAACCCAGCCUGCUAUGCACUGUGUAAUACUACCUUCAAAAAAACCUUCAAGCAUCUUCUCUUGUGUCAGUACAAGAACAUUGGUGCAACAAGAUAAAAACAGCUACAAGCACAACUUUAUGAACAUUUUAUACAUAUUGAUGAUGGUGACUUUCAUAAUAUACAUCCAAAAAUGUAUGUAAGUAAUAUGUUAAUUGUGUCAGAUUAUGGGUCAAGUAAACAUCUAUUAUAUGUAAUAUUGAAAGCACAUUUAAAUUAUAUCCAAUGAAUUUGUAAUGUCUGUUAUAAAUGAAGGGUGUGCUGAUUGUUAGAAUGUAUUUAUGAGUGAACUGGAAGAUGAAUUUGCCCAAAAUUUAAGCACCAUAAAAUAUAGCAUAAACAUGUUUAAUGCGGAAUGUUCACUUUUACAACAUUACUCAAUAUGAAAAAUGUUAAUGAGUUAUAUUAUUGUAAUAUAACUUAUCCAGUUUCUUCAAAUCAUACAAUGUACAUGGUG
Carcharodon carcharias (great white shark) is the source of this 3985-nucleotide messenger RNA. RefSeq names its product cholinergic receptor, muscarinic 2a (gene chrm2a). Bases 2165 to 3586 code for a protein of 473 amino acids. Gene Ontology annotation, biological process: adenylate cyclase-activating adrenergic receptor signaling pathway; regulation of heart contraction. The record is from RefSeq and is a predicted model, not a curated record. Gene Ontology annotation, molecular function: G protein-coupled acetylcholine receptor activity. The transcript has 7 exons. Gene Ontology annotation, cellular component: plasma membrane. Lineage: Eukaryota; Metazoa; Chordata; Chondrichthyes; Lamniformes; Lamnidae.